Messenger RNA from Grammomys surdaster, 1827 nucleotides. RefSeq names its product interleukin 15 receptor subunit alpha (gene Il15ra). Lineage: Eukaryota; Metazoa; Chordata; Mammalia; Rodentia; Muridae. The record is from RefSeq and is a predicted model, not a curated record. Gene Ontology annotation, molecular function: interleukin-15 receptor activity. The transcript is spliced from 5 exons. Gene Ontology annotation, biological process: interleukin-15-mediated signaling pathway. Gene Ontology annotation, cellular component: plasma membrane. The coding region runs from base 594 to 1118 and encodes 174 amino acids.
AUGUGGUUGCUGGGAAUUGAAUUCAGACCUCUGGAAAAGCAGUCAGUGCUCUAAACCACUGAGCCAUCUCUCCAGCCCCAGUUUCUCCACUCUUAAGAGAACACAGGAGCCUUGCCUAUGGAAUGAAGCCACCGACAGUGGGAUGGGUCUUCCCACAUCAAUUAACUUAGUCAAGACAAAUCCCCCACAGACAUGCUCACAGGCCAAACCAGUGGAGACAAUUUAAGUGUCAAGUUAAGGCUAACCAUCACAUGGCUGUAAUAAAGAAAUAUUGCAUGAAUGUCACCCCUCUCUCAGUCCUGCCUUCCUUCUUUGCUUCCUUUCUGACAGGGUCUCACUAUGGAUCCCUGGCUAGCUAUAAACUCGUCCUCCAGAACGCUCAGACUAUAUGUGCCACUGAAUCCAGCUCAAUGUACUUCACUUGAGUGUUGUGUAGGCUAACUCAAUGCCUUCAGCACUUUCUCAUUAUUAAUAUUUGAAACUUGUGCUCUCCACCUUGUGAUACUCUCAUUCCCCACUAAGUGCUUUGGUUUGUUUGUUUGUUUGUUACAUUAUCCUGUUUGUGGCUUCUCAUUUCUUCCUUCUACUCCCAAAUGUGGAAACCUCUGUUUUCAAUCAUCCUAACUCACUCAACUGGUCAGACCUUCCUGCAUGCUGUGGCCCAGUCUUCAAUACACAAGGAACUUACUGGAAAACUCCAGUUGGUCUGGGAGCCAGAAGCUUUAUCUCCCAAAUCAGAUACCACAGUGGCCACAGAGACAGCUAUUAUGCCUGGCUCCAGGCUGACACCAUUCCAACCAACUUCUGCAGGAACUACAGAGACAGGCAGUCACAAGUCCUCCCGAGCCCCAUCUCUUGCAGCAACAAUGACCUUGGAGCCUACAGCCUCCACCUCCCUCAGGAUAACAGAGAUUUCUCCACACAGUUCCAAAACGACAAAAGUGGCUAUCUCUACAUCGGUCCUCUUGGUUGGUGCAGGGGUUGUGGUUGUUUUCCUGGCCUGGUACAUCAAAUCAAGGCAAACUUCUCAAUCAUGUCCUGUUGGGGUGGAAACCAUGGAAAUGGUACCCAUGACUGUGAGGACCAGCACCAAGGAGGACGAAGACACCGGGGCCUAACCAUAUGACUCCAGAAACUCAGGGAGACCUGCCUGGCUGAGUCCGAAGGGAAGACACAAGGGCAGUUAGUCCAGGUGCACCUGGACACAGGAAAAAGCCUAAUGUAAUAAUAGAAGUCUCUGGUAUGACCUGUUUUUACUGAGCCUGGGUGCCUCCCAUAUGCAGGCCUGGAUCCCCAGUACCUGGAAGGACACCACCUUUCCUCCUGGUUCAUCAACUCCCCGGAGUACAAGCAGCUUGAGCUCUCCAGGGAGUCUCCAUAAAGGCAUCUAACUCCACUCAGACAUCAACUCAAAGCAACUUCUCAGCUAGACUCUCUUUUCUAUUCCCUACUCUGAUUUACAGUUUACAGAGAUUAACAAGGCUCCCAUUGUCCUCCAAGGCUCCUCUGGCACAGGAGAUGUCUAUAAAGAAGACGUAGCAUUUGAGCUCCUGAAGAUUUGGCUGUUUGGUGCUUUGCACGUAUUGGAAGAGAGCAGAAAAAAGGCAGAAGAGAUAUUGAGCCAGUGAACCCUUUUGUAUAGGAUUCAUGACAAAAACUGAACUCAGUGACUAUGUGUGUGUGUGUGUGUGUGUUGUGUGUAUGUAAAAGUGUAUAUUUUCAUAUACAUUUAUAUUUAUACUUUCUUUUCUAUUAUAUCUACAUAUUGUAUAUGAUUUAUAUUUGAAAAUGUCUUGUGUAGACAAAAUAAAGUAUCUAUUUUCAGUA